AUGGCGCCCUCGGGACUCCUCGUGACGGGCGUGUCCUUCGCUGCGUUCCGGGGACUGCACUGGGGGAUGCAACUGCUGUCCGCGCCUGGACCUGCGGCGCAGGACCGAUGGAAGUGGCGGAACAUCUUUGUCUCUUUUGUGCACAGUCUGCUUACAGGGGUCUUGGCGCUGCUCGGGCUGUCGCUGUACCCUAAGAUGUUUACCGACCCGAUUCAUGGCCACCCGCCCUGGGCCCUGGCACUCGUGGCUGUAUCUGUGGGUUAUUUCCUGGCGGAUGGAGCUGAUAUACUGCAGAAUCAGACCCUGGGUCAGGCCUGGGACCUACUCUGUCACCAUGUGGUGGUGAUUAGCUGCCUCAGCACCGCUGUUCUGUCUGGCCACUACGUGGGCUUCUCCAUGAUCUCUCUCCUCCUGGAGCUGAACUCUGCCUGCAUGCACCUGCGCAAGUUGCUGCUACUUUCUCACCAGGCCCCAUCCCUGGCCUUCAGUGUGGCCAGCUGGGCCACCCUGGCCACCCUAGCCCUCUUCCGACUGGCGCCAUUAGGGUGGCUGAGUCUGUGGCUUUUCUGGCACAGUCACCGUGUGCCUCCUGCUUUGGUUCUCCUUGGUGGGACAGGGCUGGUCGUGGUAGGGGUCAUGAGCAUCAUACUGGGUGUCCGCCUCCUGGUCAACGAUGUUCUGCGAUCUCGGCCCCAUCCACCCACUGCUGGGCACAAGAGGACCAGAACAUGUGAUGGUGAGCUUGCCAGGCCUAAGCCCAGAGACAAUUCCACUCUCAACCUGAAAGACUAG
Elephantulus edwardii (Cape elephant shrew) is the source of this 792-nucleotide messenger RNA. RefSeq names its product TLC domain containing 2 (gene TLCD2). Lineage: Eukaryota; Metazoa; Chordata; Mammalia; Macroscelidea; Macroscelididae. Gene Ontology annotation, biological process: regulation of membrane lipid distribution; plasma membrane organization; phospholipid homeostasis. The record is from RefSeq and is a predicted model, not a curated record. Bases 1 to 792 code for a protein of 263 amino acids. The transcript has 4 exons. Gene Ontology annotation, cellular component: plasma membrane.